Molecule: messenger RNA, 1499 nt
Organism: Dromaius novaehollandiae (emu)
Lineage: Eukaryota; Metazoa; Chordata; Aves; Casuariiformes; Dromaiidae
Product: arylacetamide deacetylase-like 4
Exons: 4
Coding region: 103-1326 (407 amino acids)
Cellular component (GO): membrane
Molecular function (GO): carboxylic ester hydrolase activity; lipase activity
Source: RefSeq, a predicted model, not a curated record
GAGCAAUUUUGGUAAGCAAAUCAGUUUUGUGGAGUCAGGCCGGAGGAAGAGAAUAUUGUCACAUCAAGCAGUUCUCUAACAAAUCAUCCUCACCAAAGAAAAAUGGAAUUUUUUAAUGCUCUGACAUUAAUAGCAGGGAUUCUAGUUGCUUUAAUAUUGCUGGCUGUAGUAGCAACUGAUUAUGAUGGCUUCAAGGCGGAAAUUCCUCCUGAAGUUGACCAGCCUUUAAAGCUCUGCUUAUAUCAUUGCUUAUAUGUUCUGAUGGAAAUUAUGGCAAAGAACUUAGAAAAUUUGGGUAUCUUUGAGGAACAUACACUUAUCCGGUUUGUUUCUCACGGACUGCCAGCAUGCAAGGAUUCAAAGCUCUUCAUAAAGGAUCUGCAUUUUGAUGAGGUACCAGUGAGGAUUUACCUUCCAAGAGUGCCAUCUGCAAGCAAACGGAGAGGACUGAUCUUCUUCCAUGGAGGAUGUGGGAUGUUCGGAAGCAUCAGAAGCUAUGAAAGAACAUGCCGGUACAUAGCCAGCAAAUCCGAUUCAGUGGUUAUAUCUGUUGGGUAUCGUUUAUCUCCCGAGCAUAAGUAUCCGGGCCAAACUUUGGACUGCCUCACCGCUACCGUGCGUUUUUUGCAGACUGCAGCAGACUACGGUGUGGAUUCUGACCGUAUCAUCCUCUGUGGGGACAGCGCAGGGGGCACUUAUACUGCUCGGGUUUGCCAAGAACUGGCAAAUAGAACAGAUUUCCCAAACGUAUGUGCCCAGGUGAUGAUCUAUCCAUUUCUCCAAGCACUGAACUUUAAUCUGACCUCUCACCAGAAAAAUGCUUUCAUUCCCAUAUUGUCCUGGAAACAUACAGUCCAUUUUAUCCUGAAGUACUUGAAUAAGGAUCCCUCUAUGAAAGAAGCCAUUUUGGCAGGUUCUCACGUUCCCGAGAGCAUCAGUUUGAAAUAUGGGAAAUGGAUAAAUCCAGACCUUAUCCCAAAUAAAUUUAAACAGGGCUAUAAACCACCAUUGCCCACUUCAUGUGUAACUCAAAUCUAUGAAGAAAUGAAAGAAGUGUUUGAGGCAGCAUUUUCCCCUCUGUUAGCAGAAGAUUCGGUUGUUUGCCGCGUACCUGAUGCCUGUAUAGUUACCUGUGGGCAUGAUGUGCUCAGGGAUGAUGGACUGUUGUACAAGAAACGGUUAGAGGACAACAACGUUAAAGUGACCUGGUACCACGUUGAAGAAGGCUUCCAUGGUGCCCUGGCAUUUUUUGGUUACGGUAUUUUCUCUUUUCCAUCGUCAAGUAAGAUAGCGGACCAUACUAUAGCCUUUAUAAAAGGCUAUUAAAAUGCUUUCUAGAAUACAGUGAAAUAUAUUAGGUGGACUGCAUGUAGUCCAGUGAAAUUUAUCAUAUGUGCUAUCUAUCUGUAUGUUAGAAUCUGGGCAAGAAACACUGAGUUAUGAUAGCAUGGUCCACUGAAUUCUGAUUUUAAAUUGAUAUUAAAUGGGAAUGUGAUCUA